Messenger RNA from Phlebotomus argentipes, 1985 nucleotides. Its product is annotated as synaptic vesicle glycoprotein 2A-like. Lineage: Eukaryota; Metazoa; Arthropoda; Insecta; Diptera; Psychodidae. Gene Ontology annotation, biological process: transmembrane transport. Gene Ontology annotation, molecular function: transmembrane transporter activity. The transcript has 10 exons. The record is from RefSeq and is a predicted model, not a curated record. The coding region runs from base 272 to 1930 and encodes 552 amino acids.
CUUGACGCCUUCCACAACAUAUUUCUACCCACUCUCCAGCAGAUUCAUCUUAUUAAUUGCCUGAUAGUCAUAAAGAGACUUUGUGGUUUAGCUCGAGAGCACGCUGAGUGAUGAAAUAUUCCUCUCUCUCCGUUGUGAAAAUUGUGAAAUUGCUCAUUAGAAAUUAAUUAGGAGCUUAGGAAAAGUGAUUAGGGUGCAUACUUUCCUCCCAAAUUGUGCAGAAUUAAUCCAAUGAGACCGUUCAGUGUGAAUCUUCACAGAAAGGCACAGAAUGGUUGUGGAUGCGAGUGUUGUGAAUGUGGAAGUGCUCGGUGGACAGACUCCAACGCCAGACAGGAAGGACACAGCGGUGGAUGUUGCGACAGGAAGUGACUUUGAGACGGCAAUUGCGGCCACGGGAUAUGGCCGCUUCAACAUCUUCAUCCUCGCCAUUGCCCUCUUCUGCUGUCUGGGCAGCAUCAACGAGAGCACCACAAUGGCCUACAUUCUCCCAGCCGCCGAGUGCGACUUGAAUCUGUCGCUGCAGAACAAGGGAAUGCUCAAUGCCAUCACCUACAUGGGCAUGAUAACAUCCGCCUUCUUAUGGGGCUACUUGGCGGACACUCUAGGACGUCGGGAGAUUCUUGGCUACGGCUACAUAAUCAUGGGCAUCUUUGAGACAGCUUGCGGCUUCAGCCAAACCCUGUGGAUGCUGCUCGUCUUCAAGUACAUCUCCGGAUUUGUUGCCUGCGGACCCUUCGCCGUGCUCAUGAGCUACGUGGCAGAGAUGCACGGCGCAAAGCAUCGCGCCCGCAUCGUCCUGACUGUGGGCACCUUCUUCUCCAUCGGUAACAUAAUCCUGCCGUGCAUCGCCUGGGCCGUGCUGCCGAGAUCCUGGACAGUGACUUUCGUGGCGAACAUCUUCGAACUACACUCGUGGCACAUUUUCUUGCUAAUUUGCGCCACCCCAAGUUUACUUGGUGGAACACUGGUGGUUCUGUUGCUGCCGGAAAGUCCCAAAUUUCUCAUGUCCCGCGGCCGAAAUGACGAGGCGCUGGCAAUCUUCCAGAGGAUCUUCCAUGAGAACACAGGAAAGGCUGCCCAUGAAUAUCCGAUUAGGGCGCUUAUUGACGAGUUGCGACAAAGUGGGUCAGGACAGAAGGCUUUGAGUGGCGCCAGCAGUGUGCCGAAAUCAAAAGGAUGCGCCGCCCUGAAGGAUGGCUUGUCUCAAAUUGCACCCAUGCUGAAGCGACCGCACUUGAGAAACUGCUGUCUUGUCUUCAGCAUUCAAUUUGGCGUUCUCAUGAGCCAAAAUACUAUCCGUCUGUGGCUUCCCGAGAUAUUCCACAUGAUGGCCGAAUAUAGCAAAGCAUCAAAUGAUCCUACAAAUCACACAACGAGUAUGUGCGACAUAAUUGAUGCCUCUCAAAGCAUAAAGAGCGCCAAUUCCACCCACUUGGCCGGUCAAGCCAUUCAGCCUGUGGAAUGCACCGCGACUCCAGAUAGCAGUGUUUACUUCAAUGCACUCAUUGUGGGCAUCGUGUCCUUGGUAGGAUAUCUAAUUGCGGGCUUCAUAAUUAACAAGAUUGGCAAUCGAAAUCUGAUGAUAUUUGGCCUCGUUGUGUCCGGACUCUCGGCCUAUUCUAUGUACUUUGGCAUAAAUCUGGAGAGCAUUGUCGCAGCGGCGAGCAUUUGUGUGGGCAUUGGAAGCAUCUGCAGCACGGCAAUGAUGGGCCAAAUAGCCAUUCUCUUUCCCACUUCGCUGAGAACAAUGACCAUCUCUUUAUCACUCAUGUUUGGACGAAUUGGGGCCAUGAUUGGAAACCUCGUUUUCCCAUACUUACUGAUGCUCGGCUGCCUUCCGCCAUUUAUCACAAUUGGAUCUCUUUUGACGGUUGCCGGUUUGGCGGGCCUUUUGCUGCCACGGAAAUCCAAAGCACCCUUGCAAUAAAGACAGAUUGAUUGUACCUUAUUUAAUAAUUUAAUACACUGAAUAUAUAUAUUGA